This is a messenger RNA of Colletotrichum karsti, 1728 nucleotides long. RefSeq names its product putative dehydratase. NCBI's taxonomy places the organism in Eukaryota, Fungi, Ascomycota, Sordariomycetes, Glomerellales, Glomerellaceae. The coding region runs from base 1 to 1728 and encodes 575 amino acids. Gene Ontology annotation, molecular function: hydro-lyase activity. The transcript is spliced from 3 exons. The record is from RefSeq and is a predicted model, not a curated record.
AUGGCCGAACAAAAAGCACCAACAAAACCAGAAAAGAAGCCGGUGACGGGCGACUACGACCUCUCAACGCCCAUCGACCCCAACUCCACGGGCCUGCGCCAGGGCCUGACGUCCUACGGCGACGCGCACUUCUCGCUCUUCCUGCGCAAGGUCUUCAUCAAGGCCCUGGGAUACAGCGAGGACGCGCUCUCGCGGCCCAUCGUCGGCAUCGUCAACACGUACUCGAGCUUCAACCCGUGCCACGCCAACGUGCCGCAGCUGAUCGAGGCCGUGAAGCGCGGGGUGCAGCUCAACGGCGGGCUGGCGAUCGACUUCCCCACCAUCAGCAUCGCCGAGAGCUUUGCGUCGCCGACGAGCAUGUAUCUGAGGAAUUUGAUGAGCAUGGACACGGAGGAGAUGAUCAAGGCGCAGCCGUGCGAUGCUGUUGUUCUCAUUGGAGACUGCCGCAACAACUGGGCGGCAUACAGAGCCGGAAAGAUCGACAUUGAAGACAUCUCAGCCAUCAAUGAUGAGCUUGCGCCGACAGGAGGAACAUGCGGCGUCAUGGGAACAGCCUCGACAAUGGCCUGUAUCCUAGUCGGCUUAGGCAUGAUGCCCUUCGCAGGCGCAACAGCCCCAGCCGUAUCCUCAGCGCGCCUCCGCAUCGCCGAGCAGACCGGCGGCCUCGCCGUGGCCCUGCACCAGAAGCGUCUCAAGCCCCAGGAGCUCCUCACCCGCGAGUCGUUCCUGAACGCCAUCACCGUCCUUCAGGCCAUCGGCGGCUCGACCAACGCCGUCGUGCACCUCCUCGCCAUCAUCGGGCGCCACCCUACCGUGGCCGGGACCAUCACCCUCGACACCAUCGACGAGAUCGGGCGCAAGACGCCGCUGAUCGUCGACCUGAAGCCUAGCGGCGACAACUACAUGACCGACUUCCAUAACUCGGGCGGCAUGCUGGCUUUGUUGCACGAGAUUAAGCCGCUUUUGUACCUGGACGCGAUGACGGUAACGGGGAAGACGCUGGGCGAGGAGUUGGCGACGACACCGUUUAUUCCUGUUCCGAGGGAUAGCUUGGUGAAUUGUCUGCAGCCAUUUAACGAGCCGCUGUAUCCGGCUUCCGCUCUGGCUGUUCUCCGUGGAAACAUUGCUCCCGGCGGUGCUGUGAUCAAGCAGAGCGCUUCAAAGUACCGCCACCUCUUGAAGCAUUCUGGCCCCGCGGUCGUCUUUGCUGGGUCUGCGGACCUUGCCCUCCGGAUCGACGACCCAGAUCUGCAGGUCACGCCUGAUAGUGUUCUUGUAUUGCAAAACAUCGGCCCCGUGGGAAACCCAGGAAUGCCAGAGGCGGGACUAAUUCCCAUUCCCCGAAAGCUUGCGGCUCAAGGAGUGCAAGACAUGCUGCGCUUGUCGGAUGGUAGAAUGAGCGGUACUGCGGGCGGAACUAUCGUGCUACACAUCUCGCCGGAAGCUGCAGACCCAGAGUCGGUGUUGGGUAUCGUAAGAGACGGAGAUAUCAUCACCUUUGACGCAGAGAAACGAGUCAUCAAGGUUGAAAUCUCAGACGAGGAGAUUCGCCGGAGGAUAGACGAGAAGCUUCAAGCUUUGGAGAAGGAGGAGGCUAAUGGCGGCAGCAAGGCGCCGUGGAUGGCAAAGAAACGUAUUAGGGGCUACCGAGGUCUGUACCUGCGCGAAGUCAAUCAGGCCGAGGGCGGAGCGGACUUUGAUUUCCUUACAGCGCAUGGUCCAUCAUAA